GAGCCGCGCGCGGGAGCGCAGCCGCCGCCGCACCUUUUGGUCCCGCGCGGCGCCCCGUAGGAGGGAGGCGGGGGCCGGGGCCGGGGAGUGCCGUGGCCGUUGCCGGGUUGCAGGGAGCCUCGGGCAUGGCUCUGGGCGAGAUGGGUGGCGCGGCGCCCGAGCCAGAGGAUGGCAGGAGUCAGGAGCCGGGGGUCGCCACCACGAGAAGUGUCCUGGAGAGUUUCACGGAGAGCCAGGAGGUCAGGGGGCUCAUCGGUAACCUCAAGGGGGUCUUUGGGGACCUGGUGACUCGAGAAAUGGCCGUGGAAAAAUUCCUAGGUAUAAUGGACAAGUACCAGGAGCAACCUCACUUGUUGGAUCGCCACUUAGAAUGGAUGAUGAAUUCAUUGUUGGAUAUAGCACGAGACAAAGGAUCUCCUCCCCCUCUAGUUCACCUGGCUUUUAAAUUUCUUUACAUCAUUACAAAGGUGAGAGGGUACAAACUUUUCCUCCCACUGUUUCCUCAUGAAGUAGUUGAUCUACAGCCUGUUUUGGAUCUGCUUGUAGACCAGAAUCCAAAAGACUCUGAGACUUGGGAAACUCGUUACAUGCUUUUAUUAUGGCUCUCCAUGAUAUGCUUGAUUCCUUUUGAUCUGGCCCGUUUUGAUGGAAGUAUAAUUUCUGAGGAAGGGCAUGCUCGUAUGCCAACAAUGGAUCGCAUACUUAAAAUAGCAAAAUGUUACUUGGUUGUCAGUGAUAAGGCUCGAGAUGCAGCUGCUGUACUGGUUUCGAAAUUUAUUGUCCGCCCUGAUGUCAGGCAAAAAAGGAUGGCAGACUUCCUGGACUGGACACUUUCGAUGUUAUCUAAAUCCUCCUUCCAGACCAUGGAGGGGACUGUUGUUACGAAUGGCAUGCUCCAGGCCCUGGCACAGUUAUUUAAACAUGGCAAAAGAGAAGAUUGUUUACCAUAUGCUGCUACUGUACUUGAGUGUCUUGAUAACUGCAAGCUGUCAGAAAGCAAUCAGAUGGUUCUUCGCAAGCUAGGGAUGAAACUUGUUCAACGACUUGGACUGACAUUUGUGAAACCGAAGGUAGCAAAAUGGAGAUACCAGCGUGGCUGUCGCUCUCUGGCUGCCAAUCUGCAAGCUCAGGGUUCAGUUGUGCAGAAUCAAAUCAUACCAGUUGCUGAUGAUGAAGCUGCUGAUGAAGAGGAAUAUGACAUUCCAGGAGAGAUUGAAAAUGUUGUAGAGCAAUUGUUGGUUGGACUGAAAGACAAAGACACUAUUGUCAGGUGGUCUGCAGCAAAAGGAAUUGGUAGAAUAACUGGAAGACUUCCAAAAGAAUUAGCAGAUGACGUGAUUGGGUCUCUGUUGGACUGUUUUAGUUUCCAGGAAACAGACAAUGCAUGGCAUGGUGGAUGCCUGGCUCUGGCUGAAUUAGGCAGAAGAGGAUUGUUACUCCCUUCCCGAAUUUCAGAUGUUGUCCCUGUCAUUCUGAAAGCACUGACGUAUGAUGAGAAGAGGGGAGCAUGCAGCGUGGGCUCCAACGUGAGGGAUGCCGCGUGCUACGUGUGCUGGGCCUUUGCUCGUGCUUACGACCCUGCUGAGCUGAUACCGUUCAUUAACCAGAUUUCAAGUGCAUUGGUUAUUACUGCAGUAUUUGACCGUGAUGUUAAUUGCAGAAGAGCUGCUUCUGCUGCCUUCCAGGAGAAUGUUGGGAGACAGGGCACCUUUCCACAUGGCAUAGACAUUCUAACUGCAGCUGAUUAUUUCGCUGUUGGUAACAGAGUUAACUGUUAUCUGACUAUAAGUGUGUAUAUUGCUGGCUUUCCUGAGUAUACACAGCCAAUGAUUGAUCAUUUAGUUAACAUGAAGAUUAACCACUGGGAUAGUGUUAUUCGAGAACUUUCAACCAAAGCUCUGCAUAACCUUACUCCACGGGCUCCUGAAUACAUGGCAAAUGUGGUGUUGCCAAGACUUCUGCCUUUAUCAGUGGGCACAGAUCUGCAUACACGCCAUGGGGCAAUUCUUGCCUGCGCUGAGAUCACCCAUGCACUGUGUAAAUUAGCAGAAGAGAAUAACAGAUCUGUAACAUACUAUUUCAAUGAAAAGUCAUUGGAGGGACUUAAGCAAAUCCAUCAAGAGCUUUGCAGUCGUCAGUUGUACAGGGGUUUAGGUGGAGAACUGAUGAGACCAGCUGUCUGCACUUUAAUUGAAAAGUUGUCGCUAUCAAAAAUGCCAUUUAGAGGAGAUCCAAUAAUCGGUGGCUGGCAGUGGUUAAUAAACGACAGUCUAAGAAGCCUCCCUCUGGUUUCAAGCACUGCACGACAGCAUAUAAAGGAGUCGGCAGUCUCUGCACUGGCUGCGCUGUGUAACGAGUAUUACAUCAAUGAAAAGGGAGAAGCUGAUCCAGCUCUACAGGAUGAGCUGGUGACACAGUAUGUUUCAGAACUGCAAAACACAGAGGAAAUGAUUCGUUGUGGCUUUUCAAGAGCUCUUGGGGCCCUUCCAAGGUUUCUGCUAAAGGGCAGGCUCCAACAGGUUUUGGAAGGUUUGAAAAAAGUUACCUUAAUUUCACCUGCAGACGUGAGCUUUGCAGAAUCCAGGAGAGAUGCCUUAAUAGCAAUUGCAAAGGUUUGCCAGACAGUCGGUGUAAAGGGGGACGGAUCCCAGGAAGAAUAUGUCUGCAAAGAUAACAUUGCUCAGAUUUAUGCUACCCUGCUUAGUGGUGUGACUGACUACACCACAGACAGCCGAGGAGAUGUUGGAGGAUGGGUACGUGAAGCUGCUAUGACAAGCUUAAUGGAAGUGACGCUUCUGCUGGCUCAGAAUGAAGUGGAGUUAAUUAAUGCCAACGUCUGCAAACAGAUUAUGUGCUGGCUGGCUCAACAGUCAGCUGAAAAAAUAGAUAAAUUUCGAGCUCAUGCAGGCUCUGUGUUCCUUACUCUUUUACAUUUUGACCGUCCUCCAGUUCCACACAUACCUCAUCGAGAAGCGCUUGAAAGGAUAUUUCCAAGGUCAGAGAAGGAGACGCUAAACUGGAACGCUGCGUCCGAAGCUUUCCCUCGGAUCACCCAGCUGUUGGGUUUGCCAGCGUACCAGUACUACGUGCUUCUGGGUCUCUCGGUGUCUGUUGGUGGAUUAACAGAGACAACGCUCCGAUACUCUGCCCAGAGCCUGUUUGACUACAUGAAGAAAAUCCAGCACGAUUCCAGUGCUAUGGAGAGGUUUUGUGAGACGUUGCUAAAGGUCUUUGAGGACAACCUGCGGAAUGACCGGGUGUCUGUACCUCUCCUGACUAUGCUGGACCAAAUGCUGGCAAAUGGCUGUUUCGAUUUAUUUACCAACCAAGAGAACCACCCCUUUGCAGUGAAGUUAUUUUCCCUUUGUAAAGAAGAAAUCAAAAGAUCCAAAGAUGUCCGGAAGCUUCGCUCCAGCAUAGGAGUGUUUUGUGGCCUGAUUCAAUUUCAAGGAGACAUGAGAGAGAAAGUUUUCUUCCAGUUGUUUCUCCUCCUUUGCCAUCCGUUUCCUGUAGUCCGGAAGACAACGGCCAGUCAGGUUUACGAGAUGUUGAUAACCUACAGUGACGUGGUGGAUCCUGCCGUUAUGGAUGAGGUCAUGACUAUACUCAGCGAUACCAACUGGGAAGCUGAAUUGCCAGUAGUACGAGAGAAACGCAACUGCCUCUGUGAUCUCAUGAAAGUGCCCAAACCGCAGCUGGUAUCCAAGAGUUCAGUGUAAGGAAGUCGCAGGCGCUGCUUUGUCAGCUGAAGCUCGUGGCUCAGGUAGGACUGGAAGAGUUUGUGCUGCAGCAUCCUGACAAAGUGGAUUCUCGGCACGAGCUGUGAAGUGCACUGUUUGACAAAAUAAGAGGCAGAGAUUAUGUCUUAAAGCGGCACUGUACGAUGUGCCACAGGAAGGCAAGAUUCAUUGUUUUUAGUUUUUAACGUCAUUAUCUGUAGCCACGAGAUGGCGGUUUCUCUUCAUCCUGCUGUCACGACUGACCUGGGUUGUUUUUUUUUUGAUGUCGGUGAUUUGUACUUCUACAAGUCUGAAUGGAGCCGUUCAGCCUGUGCUUGCUGUACACACAUGAAGUAUUAAACCUGACUUGCUGCAUUAGUCUCUUGAAAGAAUUGUUUUUAGCGGUAAAAAUGGCAACACUGAGUGGUAAUUAAGUCUUCCUGAAUAUAGAAA
Messenger RNA from Falco peregrinus (peregrine falcon), 4172 nucleotides. RefSeq names its product tubulin folding cofactor D (gene TBCD). The transcript has 40 exons. Gene Ontology annotation, molecular function: GTPase activator activity; beta-tubulin binding. The record is from RefSeq and is a predicted model, not a curated record. Gene Ontology annotation, cellular component: lateral plasma membrane. The coding region runs from base 126 to 3719 and encodes 1197 amino acids. Lineage: Eukaryota; Metazoa; Chordata; Aves; Falconiformes; Falconidae. Gene Ontology annotation, biological process: bicellular tight junction assembly; microtubule cytoskeleton organization; tubulin complex assembly.